Molecule: messenger RNA, 4975 nt
Organism: Anolis carolinensis (green anole)
Lineage: Eukaryota; Metazoa; Chordata; Lepidosauria; Squamata; Anolidae
Gene: hnf4g
Product: hepatocyte nuclear factor 4 gamma
Exons: 11
Coding region: 849-2072 (407 amino acids)
Biological process (GO): positive regulation of transcription by RNA polymerase II; anatomical structure development; cell differentiation
Molecular function (GO): zinc ion binding; RNA polymerase II cis-regulatory region sequence-specific DNA binding; nuclear receptor activity
Source: RefSeq, a predicted model, not a curated record
GGUGCUCAUCUCCAUUUCUAAGCCACAGAGUCACCGUUGUCCAGACACUCCAAGAUCAUGUGGCCAGCAUGACUACAUGGAGCACUGUUAUCUUCCUGCUGGAGCUGUACCUAUUAAGCUACUCACAUUUGCAUGUUUUUGAACUGCUAGGUUGGCAGACAGAAAUAGUUAUAGACCAGCCCUUUUCUGUCUGCCUGGGCUUUUUUUGGUGAGGUGGAAGAGGACAAUUAUACUGUCUGGUUUUCUCAAUUUCACCCUUUCAAAUUGAAAUUUGAGAUGGAUUUUAUGGCACACAUACAUGUAUGUAAUGCUUUAUUUAUUUCCCCUGUUUCCUUUCUGAAUAAUUCUGUUGAAAAGGUUUGAGUGACAGAAAUUUACUUUUCCUAACCAUUUAAGUCUGCUGUCAAUUUUUAUGAUUCAGCAGGGAUUCUAACCUAAGAUGUAACAGUUUUGUUAUUGUGAUUUUUACCCCACCCCGAAUCUACUCUUUUUAGGUAAUUCAUGCUGCAUUUCCUGUUGGCAUGACAAGCAUUCCUGCCAAUUCUGUAGUCAUUUCGUUUCGCCUUAGGGUCAGCAUAAGUCAGAAAUUACUUGAAGGCAUGAACUACAGCAGCAUGAUCAACAUCAACAACAACAGUAACAACAAUAGGAGCAACAUAAGAGUCCAGAUUGCUGGUGUGAUCUUCCUCAAAUGCCCAUUUAGUGUUUGGUUUGGCAGGAGUUUGGGAGUCAUGGAGUACAUAGGGUUCAACUGAUCUCCAUUCUUAUCAGGCAGUGGGGCUUUCCAGUAUCAAGAAACCUGGGUGGAGACUUCUCAGAACAAUAGUUGCUCAGCAGAGCAACCCAAUAUGAAUACUGCAGACAAUGGAGCCAAUGGCCUUUGUGCAAUAUGUGGAGACAGAGCCACUGGCAAGCAUUAUGGUGCCUCCAGUUGUGAUGGAUGCAAAGGGUUCUUCCGACGCAGCAUACGAAAGAAUCAUGUUUACACCUGCAGAUUUAGCCGGCAGUGUAUUGUUGAUAAGGACAAGAGAAAUCAAUGCAGAUACUGUCGUUUAAAAAAGUGUUUCCGUGCUGGGAUGAAGAAGGAAGCUGUUCAAAAUGAACGAGAUAGGAUAAGCACAAGGCGAAGCACUUCUGAAGGCAGCAGCAGUCCUUCUAUUAACACACUGGCCCAGGCUGAAGUGCUUUCUCGCCAGAUCUCUGUUUCAAGUCCCAGUGCUGGUCCUACUGACAUAAAUGUUAAGAAAAUUGCUGGUAUUAGUGACAUCUGUGAAUCUAUGAAGCAGCAGCUCUUAGUUCUUGUGGAGUGGGCAAAAUAUAUUCCAGCCUUCUGCGACCUACGGCUAGAUGAUCAGGUUGCCCUGUUAAGAGCACAUGCUGGAGAACACCUGCUGCUUGGAGCAGCAAAACGCUCAAUGGUUUAUAAAGACAUCAUUCUUUUAGGUAAUGAUUUUAUAAUUCAUCGCAACAGUUCUGAAAUUGAGAUCAGUCGAGUAGCAAACCGGAUUCUUGAUGAAAUAAUACAUCCAUUUCAAGAAAUUCAAAUUGAUGAUAAUGAAUAUGCCUGCCUAAAAGCUAUUGUUUUCUUUGAUCCAGAUGCAAAAGGACUAAGUAAUUCAAUGAAGAUCAGGAACAUGAGGUUUCAAGUUCAGAUUAGUUUGGAGGAUUAUAUCAACGAUCGCCAGUAUGACUCCAGGGGACGCUUUGGAGAACUCCUCUUGUUGCUGCCUACUCUGCAGAGUAUUACCUGGCAAAUGGUUGAGCAAAUACAAUUUGUGAAACUCUUUGGAAUGGUUAAAAUUGACAGCUUGCUUCAGGAAAUGUUAUUAGGAGGUGGUUCUAAUGAUGCUUCCAAUCUCCAUCCAACACAUCCUCAUCUAGCACAAGACCCACUCACUGGAGAAACUUUGCUUAUUAGUCCAGUGACUGUUCCUGUACAUUCAGAACAGAUAUCAACUCCUGAAACUCCACUUCCUUCUCCUCCACAAGGCUCUGGCCAGGAAUACAAGAUAUCUACAAACCAAGUUACGGUUAUUUCCCAGCCAUCUCUUCCAAAACAAAAGCCAUUAUGAUAUUGAUCAAUAUUUUUGUAGUACCAUCACUGUGUUAAAGCAUUAUGACACUGAAAAACUCAGGACACAGAACUUCGACCCUCUCUUUAACAAGACAAGCACUGUUCUCUUUGGAGAAGUUUUUAAAAAUCUAUGUGGAGCAUGAAAGAGAUCAUUUUUUGCUGACAUUUUUUUUAAAAAAAACUGAAUUCAGACAGAAUUUUUUGUUUCUAAGAGAUAAAUGGAUUAAAAACUGUUCCAUAUUUGCAUUGCCUUUGAAUCAUAAUUGAGGAGGUUUAAUUUAUUGUCUCUGUAUACCAUUUGUCAUCUUAAAAAUCUUAAGUAAUAUUCAUUGCUGAAUGCAAAGCCCAAUUUUAAUGAAACUGAAAUCUGAAAUGUAGAAAUAAUGAAACAGCAAAGUGAGUGGUUUUAACAGUUAAUCAAGGUAGGCGUCUCAUUUUCUUGAGUAUACAGUACAGGUUGAAAGCCAAAACGCUUCCUGAAAGCAUCUAUAAAUGAUAUGUGUGUGCGCGCAUAUGUGAUGAAACGUUGCACAUGUUUAAUCAGAAAUAAGGCCCACUGAACUGAAUGGCGCCCACAACCAAGGAAGUAUACAUAAGAAUGCAAGCUGUGUAAAAGAAGUCACACUCAUUUCAGUGCAAUUUAUUUUUAAGUCAGUGAAUUUUGCUGUGGGACUAGCUUCAAAAGUACAUGUAUGUCUACUCUUAAAUAGCAAAAUAUUUUAUGAUUUUAAUGUACAGCUAUUUUCUUGUUACAUGCUUUGUUAUCAUGAGAAAAUUAUUUAAAAUUUGAAUAAUUUAAUACAAUAAUAAUAUAAGAAUGCUACUAAAACCAAGAAACCCUUCUGCCUCAACAACUGCUGGUCCGUACCAUGCUAGUGGGUGAUGAAUUUGUUUUGGCUUUUCAACUGAAUUUUAAAGUAAUUCUCCACAUUCUCAAAUUCUCUACAUUCCCAAACAAAACAUGUGUAAUAUCAUGAAUAGCAUUAUUAAACUCUGUACUAAAAUCCAGAAUCCGUCAGUGAAUUCAACACCAUUAGUCGCCCCUUCCCUGCAUUUCCUUAGGCCUGCAUUGAAAAAAUAAGACAUUUUGAAGAUUUUUUUUUAAAAAAAAACUGAUUUGAUUUUUUAAAAAUUCUUUUUGGAAUGAGUGUUUUAUUUUCUUUAAAAUGAAGAUGCUGCAUUCCACAUACAUUGCAGUACAUCUCUUGCAUCCAACACUAUAUUUUAGCAAUGCUAUUGAUGAAGCAUUGCUGCCAGCAAUAUUUAGGCAUUCUUAUUGUGGAUAUAAUAAUCAUGAAAACAGAGAGAGCGCAGGUGAACAUUUUAGCUCUGUCCAUCCUCAGUCCUUGUCUCUGUUGCCCUCCAUGUGUUGAGGCUCAAUGUAUGUAGUCUGUCCAUGCAAGGCCCCAGUGCAAUUUGGGACCAUGACAGUGAAUGUUGUGGUGCUGCUGCUGCAUGUACAUCACAGGGGUUCUUGGGAACAUUUGUUGACAGGGAAUCUGCCAUUGUCUUCUUCUGAAGGUGAGAAGUUAUAAUAUGACCAACGGUAUCCCUCGCCAAGUAGGGAUUUAUAUCAUGGUUUCCCAGAAUCCUAGUCCAAAACUACAACCACUUCACUAGCUCAAUUAUUUAAUCUGUUAAGUUCCAAACUAGAUAGGUCUUUUAUCUGUUCUAACAUAGUUCUUCAUAAUUUUUAUAUUAACUUCAAGAUAUACUUAAUGCAAGUUUAGUUUUAUUAAUUCAAUAAACAAACAAAGCCUAUUUCCAUUCUGCACUAUCACCACAAUUUUCCCCUUGAAAAAAUAAAAUGGGCAAACCCUUAAUCUUCUAUCCAUAGGCAUUGUGUUGAUUACUCUUUGUUAUACUGUGUGAUAUUCAGUUAUUUCCCAGGUAAUGUCAGAGCCCCUGGAUCUCAUGGAAAUGACUCCAUGGCAUGGGAACUAUCCACAACAAUGUUGUCUAAGGAAAUGGGCUGUGGCCAGAUUUCAUCCUCUGAGCAGCAACUCUGAUGUGAUUUAGAUGCAGGGAUGGGGGGGGGGAUUAGAAGGAGCACCACUAACAGCUAUGGACGUGUUAGAACCAGACAUAAGCCAAGUUGCUCCACCAAGAGACCCAUGCACAAGCAUUCUAUGAUACAAUUUCUCCAUUUUUGGUCUCCAUCUGGAAGCUAUGAGCCAUCUGGAACUAGUGAACAAUAUUUGGGAUGCUAUGUACUGAAUUAGGCAACUGCCCUUUUAAGAUCACCACACUUGAGAAUGGGAAGGACACAAGUGUUGACUUGGAUUGAGAAUUUUGAUUCCAGACCUUUGUGGACCAAGUUAUUUAUUUGGAGCAUUCCCAAGGUUCUGCUACUUGGGUUUUCUUGUGUUUGUUGUUUCAACUCCAGGACAGUACAGGGUGGAGAUAAUGGAGAAAGAAAGGAGCUGUCCUAUAGAUGUUUAAAGCCUGGUUUUGUUUAACUUAUUGUGUUACAUGAGCAGUGCAGCAUGAAUCUGGAGGAACAGAGGUUUUGGUGCCUACUGUAGCACAUUCUUUGAUUUACAAUAGAAUGAGUUUGUAGACUGCCAAAAUGUUCAGAUAUCAGAAUUGAAACUGUUGUCUUUUUGUUUGAACUUUUAAUACUAUUGCCUGUUUUAUAAAAAAGUACUUUUCCUUGUUAAAUAAUACGUAUAUUGUAAUUUAUUAAGAAUUUGAUUUAUUUUCUAAGUGUAAAAUUAUUUUUCUAAAUCUAAUUGUGCCAAAUCAAAAUGACUAGCUUUGUUAAAACAGCCUCCUGUGCUGAGCUUUCUGAACUAUGAUGUAAUAUGUGAAUGUAAGCUUGAGUAGCCAUGAAAUGGUUGCUGCAAAUGUUUUCAGAUUGACUGUUUUUCAUCAAUCCUCAAUAAACAGAUAUUGAAAACA